AUGGAUAGAAGCGCGGCGAGUGAGGAACCGCCUAGUGUGGCGAGUGAGGAAUGGUCUAGCGCGGUGAGUGAGGAACCGUCCAGCGCAGUGAGUGAGGAACAGUCUAGUGCGGAGAGUGAGGAACGGUCUAGUGCGGAGAUGAGUGAGGAACAGUCUAGUGCGGAGAGUGAGGAACGGUCUACUGCGGUGAGUGAGGAACCGUCUAGUGCGGAGAGUGCGGAUCCGCCUAGUGCGGCGACUGAGGAAUGGUCUAGUGCAGCGACGAGUGAGGAACGGCCUACUGCGGCGAGUGAGGAACCGUCUAGUGCGGCGAGUGAGGAACCGUCUAGCGCGGUGAGUGAGGAACCGUCCAGCGCAGUGAGUGAGGAACAGUCUAGUGCGGAGAGUGAGGAACGGUCUACUGCGGUGAUGAGUGAGGAACAGUCUAGUGCGGAGAGUGAGGAACGGUCUAGUGCGGAGAGUGAGGAACAUUCUAGUGCGGAGAGUGAGGAACGGUCUAGUGCGGAGAGUGCGGAUCCGCCUAGUGCGGCGAGUGAGGAACGGUCUAGCGCAGUGAGUGAGGAACCGUCCAGCGCAGUGAGUGAGGAACAGUCUAGUGCGGAGAGUGAGGAACGGUCUAGCGCAGUGAGUGAGGAACCGUCCAGCGCAGUGAGUGAGGAACAGUCUAGUGCGGAGAGUGAGGAACGGUCUAGUGCGGAGAGUGAGGAACCGCCUAGUGCGGCGAGUAAGAAACCGUCUAGUGCGGCGAGUAAGGAACCGCCUAGUGCGGCAAGUGAGGAACCGUCUAGUGCGGCGAGUGAGGAACCGCCUUGCGUGGCGAGUGAGGAACCGUCUAGUGCGACCUCUAGUGCGGCGAGUGAGGAAUGGUCUAGCGCGGCGAGUGAGGAACGGCCUAGUGCGGCGAGUGAGGAACCGCCUAGUGCGGCGAGUGAGGAACGGUCUAGUGCGGCGAGUGAUGAACGGUCUAGUGCGGCGAGUGAGGAACCGCCUAGCGCGGUGAGUGAGGAACAGUCUAGUGUGGCGACGAGUGAGGAACGGCCUACUGCGGCGAGUGAGGAACCGCCUAGUGCGGCGAGUGAUGAACGGUCUAGCGCGGUGAGUGAGGAACCGUCCAGCGCAGUGAGUGAGGAACAGUCUAGUGCGGAGAGUGAGGAACGGUCUACUGCGGUGAGUGAGGAACCGUCUAGUGCGGAGAGUGCGGAUCCGCCUAGUGCGGCGACUGAGGAAUGGUCUAGUGCAGCGAGUGAGGAACGGCCUACUGCGGCGAGUGAGGAACCGCCUAGUGCGGCGAGUGAGGAAUGGUCUAGUGCAGCGAGUGAGGAACGGCCUACUGUGGCGAGUGAGGAACCGCCUAGUGCGGCGAGUGAGGAACCGUCUAGCGCGGUGAGUGAGGAACCGUCCAGCGCAGUGAGUGAGGAACAGUCUAGUGCGGAGAGUGAGGAACGGUCUACUGCGGUGAGUGAGGAACCGUCUAGUGCGGAGAGUGCGGAUCCGCCUAGUGCGGCGAGUGAGGAACAGUCUAGCGCGGUGAGUGAGGAACCGUCCAGCGCAGUGAGUGAGGAACAGUCUAGUGCGGAGAGUGAGGAACGGUCUAGUGCGGAGAGUGAGGAACAUUCUAGUGCGGAGAGUGAGGAACGGUCUAGUGCGGAGAGUGCGGAUCCGCCUAGUGCAGCGAGUGAGGAACGGUCUAGCGCAGUGAGUGAGGAACCGUCCAGCGCAGUGAGUGAGGAACAGUCUAGUGCGGAGAGUGAGGAACGGUCUAGUGCGGAGAGUGAGGAACUGCCAAGUGCAGCGAGUGAGGAACCGCCUAGUGCGGCGAGUGAGAAACCUGCGGUGAGUGAGGAACCGUCUAGCGCGGUGAGUGAGGAACAGUCUAGUGCGGAGAGUGAGGAACGGCCUAGUGCGGCGAGUGAGGAACCGUCAAGUGCGCCAUCUAGUGCGGCGAGUGAGGAACCGUCAAGUGCGGAGAGUGAGGAACCGUCUAGUGCGGCGAGUGAGGAACCGUCAAGUGCGGUGAGUGAGGAACCGUCAAGUGCGGAGAGCGAGGAACGUGCGGCGAGUGAGGAACCGUCAAGUGCGGUGAGUGAGGAACCGUCAAGUGCGGCGAGUGAGGAACGGUCUAGUGCGGCGAGUGAGGAACUGCCUAGUGCGAGUGAGGAACCGUCUUGCGCGGCGAGUGAGGAACCGUCAAGUGCGGCGAGCGAGGAACCGUCAAGUGCGGUGAGUGAGGAACCGUCAAGUGCGGCGAGUGAGGAACGGUCUAGUGCGGCGAGUGAGGAACGGCCUAGUGCGGCAAGUGAGGAACGGCCUAGUGCAGCGAGUGAGGAACCGUCAAGUGUGGCGAGUGAGGAACUGCCUAGUGCGGCGAGUGAGGAACGGCCUAGCGUGGAGAGUGAGGAACGGCCUAGUGCGGCGAGUGAGGAACCGUCAAUUGCGGCGAGCGAGGAACCGUCUAGCGCGGCGAGUGAGGAACGGUCUAGUGCGGAGAGUGAGGAACCGCCUAGUGUGGUGAGUGAGGAACCGUCUAGCGCGGCGAGUGAGGAACGGUCUAGUGCGGCGAGCGAGGAACCGUCUAGCGCGGCGAGUGAGGAACGGUCUAGUGUGGAGAGUGAGGAACCGCCUAGUGCGGUGAGUGAGGAACCGUCUAGCGCAGCGAGUGAGGAACGGUCUAGUGCGGUGAUUGAGGAACGGUCAAGUGCGGCGAGUGAGGAACGGUCUAGUGCGGCAAGUGAGGAACCGUCUAUUUGA
Messenger RNA from Hypanus sabinus (Atlantic stingray), 2748 nucleotides. RefSeq lists its product as uncharacterized. The coding region runs from base 1 to 2748 and encodes 915 amino acids. NCBI's taxonomy places the organism in Eukaryota, Metazoa, Chordata, Chondrichthyes, Myliobatiformes, Dasyatidae. The record is from RefSeq and is a predicted model, not a curated record. The transcript is spliced from 10 exons.